This is a messenger RNA of Fonsecaea multimorphosa CBS 102226, 624 nucleotides long. RefSeq lists its product as uncharacterized. The transcript has a single exon. The coding region runs from base 1 to 624 and encodes 207 amino acids. The record is from RefSeq and is a predicted model, not a curated record. NCBI's taxonomy places the organism in Eukaryota, Fungi, Ascomycota, Eurotiomycetes, Chaetothyriales, Herpotrichiellaceae.
AUGGCGCCACGCUAUUCUCAAUCAAUCCAAGACGACCCAAAGGUGCUCGUUGAUCAGAUGAUAGCCAGCCCUCUCACGGUCGUGCAGUCGCGACUGCACGUCACCAUGCUAACUCAACCACCAUCGAGGCUUAAUGGCAAACCAACUGAUGGCAUCGAGUACUACUAUUGCUGCAACGGGGGUUGUGGCUUUCUCUGGGCGGUGCAGUGGAAUUCACAACCGCGGAAGAGAAUUCGGAACUCCAUGGAUUUGGACUCUUACAAGGAAAUAGCCAUCCCAAGGUUGUGUUGUCUGUGUAAAAAGGCGUUGAAGAGAAAACGUUUUGUGGGAGAAGGUCGACCGCAUACGGUAAACCAGGAAGAACAUCGACACCGGGGGUUGUCCGAGGAGCCGCAAAAUGAAAGCACUGGAGAGAAGAGUCGGAUGAUGUCCACUGCUGGAUUUGAGGACAUACAUUUGGGCGAACCCGCUGAAGGAGCAGACAUGGCUUUGGCGAAGGAGCUGUCGUGGGAUGUGAUCGAAGAAAGUGAUACGAACGAGGAAUGGAGUGUGAUCAACCACUUUGGCUCUGCUGCAAUCGAACACAGGGAUGCACAUGUGGACACUGAGCUUGUGCGACCCUAA